Molecule: messenger RNA, 2589 nt
Organism: Blumeria graminis f. sp. triticale
Lineage: Eukaryota; Fungi; Ascomycota; Leotiomycetes; Helotiales; Erysiphaceae
Source: the annotation of a GenBank genome assembly
AUGAGAUUACACUCAUUACUCUGCCUUGUAGGAUUAGGCCAAUUAUGUUCUGCCACAACAAAGCGUGCACGCGACUACAACACCCAGGACUAUUAUGUUUUACAUCUUGAAUCAGGAAUACCACCUACACAAGUCGCUGCGAGGCUUGAACUUGUAUAUGAAGGCGAGUUGGGAAAUUUAGCCGAUCACCAUAUUUUUUCAAGUCAGAAGCAAGAAGAAGACAUAGUGCAAAUAUCCUUAAACAAAAGAAGACAGGUUAAAAGAAAUUACAAUGACAUCGAUAUGCUUGACGGCGUUAAAUUUGCUCAAAAACAAAAAGUAAAACCUCGAAUGGAAAAGAGGGGCCUGGUCGCUCCCAACCCCCGAGGUCAUAAAGCAUCGAUAGAAAGACGGGAUACUCCGGUCCCAGAACUCGUAGCCAAACAAUCUGAAAUAGCUAACAAGCUAGAUAUUAGAGAUCCCAUCUUCAAUGAUCAGUGGCAUCUUCUAAACGUCGUACAACAAGGCCACGAUGUCAAUGUGACAGGUGUAUGGCUCCAAGGUGUUACGGGACAUAAUUCGACAGUGGCAAUUGUCGACGAUGGCUUGGACAUGUACAGCGAUGACCUCAAAGAAAAUUACUUUUCAGAAGGCUCCUACGAUUUUAAUGACAACAGCCUAGAACCCAAACCCCAACUAUCCGACGAUAGACAUGGUACACGAUGUGCAGGUGAAGUUUCUGCUGUAAGGAAUAAUGUCUGCGGAGUUGGUGUUGCUUGGAGCUCAAAGGUUGCAGGUAUUAGAAUCUUAUCAAAGCAGAUAUCUGAUGCAGACGAAGCUGUUGCAUUGAACUACGCAUACGAAAGGAAUCAGAUUUACUCUUGUUCUUGGGGGCCUCCUGAUGACGGGAAAUCUAUGGACGCGCCUGGGAUUUUGAUUAAAAGAGCAAUGCUUAACGCAGUACAAAACGGUCGAGGUGGCUUAGGAUCUAUUUAUGUAUUCGCAUCUGGAAAUGGUGCCGCAAAUGAAGAUAACUGUAAUUUUGAUGGUUACACUAAUAGCAUAUACAGUAUUACUGUUGGAGCUAUCGAUCGGAAAGGUUUACAUCCCUAUUAUUCUGAAAAGUGUUCUGCACAGCUUGUUGUAACAUAUAGCAGUGGAAGUGGAGACGCCAUUCACACAACAGACGUUGGUUCCAAUCAAUGUUACUCUGGACACGGUGGAACCUCAGCUGCAGCACCCCUAGCAGCCGGUAUUUUUGCCCUCGCUCUACAGGUACGAUCUGAUCUCACAUGGCGGGACAUGCAAUACCUAGUCAUGCAGACAGCACUCCCGAUUGAUCUCGAUACCGGGGAAUGGCAGACAACUUCGAUUGGAUUAAAGUAUAGCCACACAUAUGGAUACGGAAAGAUAGAUACAUGGGCCACUAUCGAAGCAGCAAAGACAUACCAGAAAGUCCAACCACAAGCGUGGUUUUUUGCCCCUUGGAUUCAUGUCAAACAAGAAAUCCCUCAGGGAGAUGCCGGAUUAGCAGUUUCCUUCGAGGUAACGCAAGAAAUGCUUAGCAAUGCUAAUCUAAAGCGCCUAGAGCAUGUAACUGUAACAAUAAACAUCAAGCAUGGAAAACGUGGUGACCUAAGUACCGACUUGGUGAGCCCUGCAAAGAUUGUCAGUCACCUAUCAGUUGUCCGCCGCCAGGAUUCAUCGAAUAAAGGCUAUGAUGAUUGGACCUUCAUGUCUGUAGCUCACUGGGGUGAAUCUGGCGUUGGCACCUGGACAAUUGUAGUUAAAGACUCUGAAGUCAAUAAAUUCAACGGCACUUUUAUUGACUGGCACCUUAAGCUUUGGGGAGAGUGUAUUGACCCCUCUAAAGCGACCAUACUACCUAUGCCCUCUGAUCAUGACGAUGAUAACCAUGAUCAAGUCAUAAUCUCAACAACUACUAUUGCCGCAUCAACCACUUCCCUAGCCUCAGAACCGACACCAAGCUCUGAACCAGCUGCAAACCCAACGGAUCAUCCAGAGCGUCCCCAGAAGCCACCAAAGCCCACGGAAACUGCCGAUAAAACUACUCUGCCAACCGCCGCACCUGAUACAUCUAAUGAGCCAGCCCCAAAUGUCUCUGCAGUACCAAGCACUUGGCUACCUUCAUUUUUCCCUACUUUUGGUGUGUCGCCUAAAACACAAAUCUGGAUUUUUGGGGCAGCAGCUUUGAUCUUGAUUUUCUGCUUUGGCCUUGCCAUAUACUUCUUUAUCGCGCGACGAAAGCAUCUCCGAAACAAUCCCCGAGACGAGUGGGAAUUUGAUCUUCUCGAAGAUGACGAAGCUGAAGGCUUAAACGGGCUGAAAGCAAAUGGAAGAGGACGCAUGCGGCGUGCCGGAGAACUCUACGAUGCUUUUGCGGCAGGAAGUGAAGAUGAAAGUGAUGAAAACUAUGCCGACGACGACGAAGGAGGCGAUGAGCGGGAAAAGCGAUUAUAUGAGGACGAAGAUGAAGAAGGUGGAAAGCAUGUUAUCGGUGAUUAUGACGAUGAUAGUGACGAAGGCGAGAACCAGAAUGAAACUGGCAAAAUUUUAGGAGAAAAGGAGCAGAAGUUUACACGAAAGUAG